Messenger RNA from Solea solea (common sole), 2077 nucleotides. It is a transcript of the gene capzb, whose product is annotated as capping actin protein of muscle Z-line subunit beta. Gene Ontology annotation, cellular component: cytoplasm; F-actin capping protein complex. Gene Ontology annotation, biological process: cell morphogenesis; regulation of lamellipodium assembly; barbed-end actin filament capping. The transcript has 9 exons. The record is from RefSeq and is a predicted model, not a curated record. Bases 269 to 1090 code for a protein of 273 amino acids. Gene Ontology annotation, molecular function: actin filament binding. NCBI's taxonomy places the organism in Eukaryota, Metazoa, Chordata, Actinopteri, Pleuronectiformes, Soleidae.
GAGUGACCCGGACGUGCAACCGAGGCCCGUUUUUCUGCCUGCAGCCUCCUUCCUGUAGCCCGGUUGAGGAAGUGAAUUUCGCUGACAGGGCUGGGUUCAGUGAGGGUGAGGCGAAAAACAUCUUCCGCGGGGGGGUUAAAAAAAAGCGGACAAGAAACGGCAAAACAACAAGAGCAGCGAGGAGCGACUGGAGGAAUCACAGUGAAGCUACGGUGUACGGCCAUCAGUGAAAUCGUUCUCCCCUUGCCCCGCUGAGACCGCCGCAGACAUGAGUGACCAGCAGCUGGACUGUGCUCUGGACCUGAUGAGGCGUCUACCGCCUCAGCAGAUCGAGAAGAACCUCAGUGACCUCAUUGACCUGGUGCCCAGUCUGUGUGAGGACCUCCUCUCCUCUGUGGACCAGCCUCUGAAGAUUGCCCGGGACAAAGUGGUGGGAAAAGACUACCUGCUUUGUGAUUACAACCGAGACGGCGACUCCUACAGAUCCCCGUGGAGUAAUAAGUACGACCCUCCCAUCGAAGAUGGUGCAAUGCCUUCAAGUCGCCUGAGGAAACUUGAGGUUGAAGCCAACAAUGCCUUUGACCAGUACAGAGAACUGUACUUUGAGGGUGGCGUUUCCUCUGUGUACCUCUGGGACUUGGAUCACGGUUUCGCUGGAGUUAUUCUUAUCAAGAAGGCGGGCGAUGGAUCCAAGAAAAUCAAAGGGUGCUGGGACUCCAUCCAUGUGGUGGAGGUGCAGGAGAAGUCCAGUGGUCGCAGCGCUCACUACAAACUAACCUCCACCGUCAUGCUGUGGCUCCAGACAACCAAGACUGGCUCCGGCACCAUGAACCUGGGCGGCAGCCUCACAAGACAAAUGGAAAAAGACGAAACGGUUGGAGAAUCCUCACCCCACAUCGCCAACAUCGGCCGCCUUGUCGAAGACAUGGAGAACAAGAUCCGCUCCACACUGAAUGAAAUCUACUUUGGGAAGACCAAGGACAUCGUCAACGGCCUAAGGAGUGUUCAGACUCUGGCUGACAAGUCAAAGCAGGAGGCUCUGAGGGUCGACCUGAUGGUGGCACUCAAACGCAAACAACACAAUGAAUAGAGAUGCUACUGUUAUUGUUUCUUUUGUUUUUCUUCCUCCUCAUCUCUCUCUCUCUCUCUCUCUCUCUCUCUCUCUCUCUCUCUGCCUCAUGCCAUGGUUUCUGUUUCUUUGUCCUUUCCCUCCAUGCCUGUUUACGUUGCUGCACUCUUGUUUAUUUGUGGAAAAUACAAAAAGGAGAAAAUGCUUAGCUUUUCAUGUUUUGUUUUCAAUGCGUCUCAUCUGCCAUGAAGCCAUUCACUCCCCCCCCCCCCCCUUUUUCUUUUUUUGUCUCUUCUCUCCCACGUUAUAAAUAUAAUGAUAGUAUUACCACGGUUAAUGAUAAUCUUACAGCGUGAAGGUCAUUGUAUCAUAAUCCCUGACGUUGUCGCAGCCGGCGUGUCCCUCGGACGCGAGCUGUGCUAUAGGUGGCGUAGACGAUGUACAUCAAAUUUUAUUACUUGCACCUAUUUUUGUCAACGACACCCUUGAUAUAUUUGUAUAAAAAUUAUAACUACGUCCACGUACGACUGUCAUUCUUCUUUUUUUUUUGGCCGUUGUAAACGGUGCCAACAGGAGGGGGCGACCUUCGGUGUUUGUUAGGUUUGUUUUCCACUCUGUCUGCAUGCGUGUGAAUCUGUGUGGGAGCCGUCGGGGGUUGCAGUCAGUGAAAAUGUGGACUUAUCAAACGUGAGGACAGACUGUUCUAAUCGACAAGUUAUACCCUCAUCAUCAUCAUCAUCCUCAUCAUCAUCCUCAGCCCUGCACUGUAAAACAUGAGCGUUCGCCCUCUCCUCUGUUUCGGCGUCUUCAACUCUUCUCUCUCCUCACCUACUAUGUCUUUGUUGGGGGUCACAGUUUUUGUCUUUUGUCUCGGUGGAAACAUUUCACUGUUUCCAUUUUGGAGGGGAAUCUUUUAUUGUAUUUUUUUGUUUUGUUUUUAUUUUGUAAAGCUUAUGAUUCAUAUUGUAUUAGAGCCUCCAGCAACAAUAAAAAUGGUGAAAAAUCUCA